Molecule: messenger RNA, 1388 nt
Organism: Terrapene triunguis (Three-toed box turtle)
Lineage: Eukaryota; Metazoa; Chordata; Testudines; Emydidae
Gene: DIABLO
Product: diablo IAP-binding mitochondrial protein
Exons: 6
Coding region: 21-749 (242 amino acids)
Biological process (GO): neuron apoptotic process; intrinsic apoptotic signaling pathway in response to oxidative stress
Cellular component (GO): mitochondrion
Source: RefSeq, a predicted model, not a curated record
CCUGCUCUAGUCCCGAGGAGAUGGCGGCCGCUGUGCGUAGCCGGUGGUUCCGGUGCUGCUCCGCCCUGCUCAGACAACGUUUUCCUGUUCUGGCUAAUGCUAGGAGACGCUAUUUCUCAGGACUGAGUGGCCCAUGGAACAAAAUGGUGGGAGUGGGUUUUGGAGUAGCUCUGUGUGCAGUCCCUAUUGUACAGAAACAUGAGCCCACUUCUCUCAGUCAUGAAGCCUUGAUUAGAAGGGCAAUUUCUCUGGUAACAGACAGUACUUGUACUCUUCUCUCUCAAACAACAUAUGCAUUAAUUGAAGCAUUAACAGACUAUACAAAGGCAGUUUACACACUGGUGUCUCUCUACCGGCAAUAUACAAAUCUUCUUGGGAAAAUGAAUUCCAAAGAGGAGGAUGCAGUAUGGCAGGUGAUCAUAGGAGCAAGAGUUGAGAUGACUACAAAGCAGCAAGAAUUCCUGAAGUUAGAAUCCAGUUGGAUGACUGCUUUACAUCUUUCAGAGAUGGCAGCAGAAGCUGCAUAUCAAUCAGGUGCAGAUCAAGCUUCAGUGACAGCUCGCAACCAUAUUCAGCUGGUGAAAACACAGGUGCAAGAGGUACGACAGCUGUCACAGAAAGCAGAGACCAAAUUAGCUGAAGCUCAGACAGAAGAGCUCAUUAACACCAAAGUUGAGGAAUCAUCACAGCCAUGCAGCAUCCCAAAAACCACAGAGGAAGUCGAAGAGUCUUAUCUUCGCGAAGACUGAAAAAAACCCUUCUAAAUAUCAUCUUUGGAGUAUUUGAUAGCAUACCACUAAUUCCAGGGCCCUGAGUUUCCCACAUCGUUAAGAAAAUAGAUGUUGGAUAAGGAAAAGGCAUUGAAGACAGGCAUGCUAUCUGUUGAUAAUUGGUGGCAGUGGGCAAUAAUUCUCUCCCCCACAGAUUUGCUAUACCUUAGCCACCAGCCAGAUUCAGGUGUUUGAAACUGAUUUAUUUUUUAAAUUACCAUUAUUAUAAUAUGCAUUGUUAGUAAAUUUUUAUUUAAGUGUACAACUAUGCAAAUGUGAAGUUAGCUGUUAAAGAUACAUUGUUGAUGAGUGUUUGGAUCUGCUGCCAUGAGGGUCUAAUUCAGAUGAUUUAAUACUAAACCCUUGGAAAUUCCCAAUGUCUAAAACUAAUUGUAGAUUGCAACCAAAGAGGGACAUUUAAAAAUAAUUAUUUCUAGUCUAUGAAGCAAGUUAAUCUUAGUGGGUAUUAUAUCUCCAGUCGAACAACAGAAUUACAUUUCAUUGUCAGAAAGUCAGUUUGGUUAACAAUGUUGAUUUUUUAGUGCUGUUUUCUAAUUAUUUUGACUGUGACAAUUCAUAAUGGGUAUCUCAUUGUUUAAUAAAACACAAACUACUGUA